Molecule: messenger RNA, 3477 nt
Organism: Folsomia candida
Lineage: Eukaryota; Metazoa; Arthropoda; Collembola; Entomobryomorpha; Isotomidae
Product: protein mesh
Exons: 2
Coding region: 85-3105 (1006 amino acids)
Biological process (GO): cell-matrix adhesion
Source: RefSeq, a predicted model, not a curated record
UUCUCAUUGACAUCUCACACCUUGCACAGAACGUUCAGUAAUUCUUUUUACAUAUCGCAAAAAAGCGUCCACAUCAUUCAUAUCAUGGCAAAAAAAGCUUCUAAACUCGCCGGGAGCUUUAUCAUUUUGAUUCAGCUAUUCCUAUUAAUAUUCCCCUACACGUCAUGCGAGGAACUUAAAGAGGACAUGUUUCCCUACGGCGUGGAAAAUGGAGAUAUAAGAAUGUUCGAAACUGACGACGGGUUUGACGUGGCUCCCCUGAUAUUUGGAAAUUUUAAAUUCUUUAACAACACUUAUAACCGCGUAUUUAUCAGCAACAAUGGAAUCUUGUCGUUUGUAAAUGGAAUUGGCCAAUAUACGCCCACCUGUGGGCCACUCCUCAACACCCCCAUCGUCAUGGGCUACUGGGCUGACGCCAUCACCACUGGGGGUAACAUGGGGUCCGUCUACUACCGCGAAUCCAUCAACAAAACCAUCCUCGCCAAAGCAGCUGACGAAAUCACGGCGGCAUUUCCCUCCAUCCCAAACCCUGACCUGACUUGGACCUUUGUAACGACUUAUGACAACGUGGGGUUUUACGGUGCUCGAAACACGACAAAUUGUACCGGGGUAAAUUUUCGAAACACGUUUCAAAUAAUCCUCACCACCGACGGGUAUCACUCCUUUGUGAUCUUGAACUAUAACAAAAUCACGUGGACGGCGGGAACUGCGUCCGGCGGGAAUCAAUGCACCGGUCUUGGCGGGAGACCGGCCAAGGCGGGAUUCGACUAUGGGGAUAACACCAUGCUAUACACGAUCGAAGGAUCCUGUUACGAAUCGAUAGUUAAUAUUAGUCAAUCCAGUAAUGUAGACUACCCUGGAAAAUGGAUUUUUAAAGUUGAUCAGAAAGUUGAUUCCGCCAGUUGUGUGGAUUAUUCGGAUAAAAUUAAAAUCGCGCCGGUUGCAGUGUCUAUGCUGGGGUAUUCUGAGAUUGUUUUGAGCGGACCUUGCUUCAAUAACUAUACAAGAGCUGUAUGCAUAUUCCAUGAUAAAGAACUUAUCGAGGUGGUCGGGGUAUUUUCUCCCGAUAAAAGGAAAGUAUUCUGUUUAACGGCCCCCUUUCAAACGUGGGGCAUGGUUUCAGUAAGUCUCACUUUAACCCUGGACAACUUUACUGACGUUACGUUUCAUGGCUCCAUCUACACCACGGCGACACCGAGGGACACACUUUCACUAGAUACGAAUGCUGAUACCACCAUUUUCAUGAGCUGGGAUCCCCUAAGUUUUAGACGGGUUGCGGUCCCUGCCGCUGUCGAAGUUCGAGCACCCGCAAUGUUAGAGAUUAGUCUCAUCAAUGUCUAUAUGACGCCGAGAAACAAAAUUAUUUACGCAACUCCAAUCCAAGUAGGCGAUCCUAUCGUGAAUAUUGGGCAGUACGAGGUUAAUCUCCCUCUAAACAUUACGGCACUGACAAACCUAAGUUCCACAUUUUUCAUCGCUUUAUCACUCAAAAAUCCCAACCCUGUCCUUUUCCCGGUAGGGAAAUACGUCCUCAGUGAACUGUUACAUUCUGGAUAUGGAAAAACGCUUGCAGAUUUGCAGGUCUGGUGCGAUAAUUGGUUUAAAGAUGAUCUCGGUCCUCCCAGAAUAAUUCUCCCCUGUCCGCCAUCCCUCCCCCUGGCACAAAUGGAUGGGAGGUAUCAAUCCAUCCUGUCCAGCGGUGCGGAAGAAAUUCCAAAUUCUGAUGACUUGAUUGUCAACAAAUUUAUUCAAACAAUUUCAAAUUUUGACGGGUCAGGACAAGAAUGUUUUUACAAUCAGAAGGGCCAACUCGUUUCCGGCCCUCCAUUCGGCGGUAGCGCCAAUUUGGUCAGUCCACACUCUUCUUUAGGACCAGUUGGUCACCACGUCGCGGAUGUCGCACCUUACCUCAUGUGCUGCAUAUUUGGCAAUAGUAUGCAAAACUGUAGUUCUUAUUAUGUAAAACGUCCAUCCAACUAUGGGCUUGGGUAUGUCCCGCCGAGAUUUGGGUUCGGUUUUGGCGAUCCCCACAUUUCCACGGUGGACGGGGUGAGGUACACGUUUAACGGGGUGGGGGAAUUUUGGAUGGUUUAUGGUAGCAGUCAGUUUGGAAUGCAGUGCAGAAUGGAGCAAUUUAUUGGUCAAGGUGGUUCCACAAAUGCGUCAGUAUUUACCGCGUUUGCUUUUAAGGAAGCAAAUCGUACGAUUCAGGUGGAGUGGAACAGGUUAAAAGAAACUUUUAACGUUUACCUGGACCAUGUUUUCGUAUCGAGCGAGGUUUUAAUUGGGGAAGGUGGUCUGGUCGUGGACGGAGUGUCAAUUCACAUUGGAAACGGGACAAUCCUAGAAUUAUCGUUUAGUUCGGGUUUCUUCUUCGAAAUCAAGUCUGCCCCUGGUGCUGUGAACGCGUUAAGCGUUACGACCGGUGUGUAUGGAAACCAGGUUUUAAACAAGGGGUAUUCCGGUCUUCUUGGUAGGAUUGAUGGAAGAACGGAGAAUGAUUUGACCAGUCGAAAUGGGAAUUUUAUUUCGGUGAAUUCUAGUCUAGCGGAAAUACACAGGUUCGGAAUUUCUUGGGCAACGUUCGAAAAUGAGAGUCUGUUUUACUAUCAGGAUGGAAAAAGUCAUGGGUCUUAUCAAAAUUUGAACUUUACCCCGAAUUUCGAAACUCCCCAGAUUUCCAACUUGCCUGGAAACGUGGUCGCCAUGUGUAACGGGUCGGUUGAAUGCUUAUACGAUUUUGCGUCAACGGGUAGCAAGGAUUUUGCAGAAGGGACUAAGGUUGAGGUUAAAAUAGAAAAGGUGCUAGAUGCAGUUGUAAGGUCUGAACUUAACGAUGAUAACCCGACCUGUGUUCCAUUACCCAAUCCGAAGAAUGGGUAUGUCAUUAGUUCGAAUAUCCAGUUUAACGGGGUGGCAAGAUUUUACUGUAAUGCGGGGUUUAAACUGGUCGGAAAUUCGGUGGUGGCGUGUUCAGUGAAAUAUGGGAAUGAUGCUGUUUGGAAUGGAACUGCUCCGAUUUGUGUGAGAGGAAGUGGACCACCCAAGAAAUGUGUGAUGGAUAAAAACAAUCAGAAUACGGAUGGAAAGGUUUGUUGGUAUUAGAUACAUGUCUAAAUACAGAUAUGUUAGUUAAUAUAUUUGCAUCAAUGUGUAAAUGUAUUUUUUUGAAAAUCUUCUAUGUCUAGUUGAAUACAUUAAUAUGUAAUUGGAUUUGAAUUAUAAAUAUAAAGUUGAAAUUUAAUGCCACGUAUAGAUAUCUCGCGACAAGAAAUUUUUGUGUAUGCUAGGGUUUAAUUUACUGAACAAUUAAUUGUCAUUCUAGUUCAAUUCUUUACACACGGAUAUAUUUACAUGUAUUUAUGUAUUCGAACAAUAAAAUCUGCAUACUUUUUGUUAGUAAAUAUGUGAUAUAAGUAUUGCUUGUGCAUAAAAUAAUAAAAUUCACUUGCGUUUGCGAGCGAAGUUCAUAAAAAA